AUGAAUUAUUUAACUCCUAAAUAAUAAAAAUGGAGAUAAAUAGGCCCAUGCAUUACUGAUUUCACAUAUGAAAACAAUAUUGACUGGCCUGUCACCUCUUGUAAAUGGGGACCCAUUGUAUAGGAAUCCAAAGAAUACAUUCGACAAAAAGUAUAUUUUGCCAUCAAAACAGAUGGAAUUUAUGAUGAAGUUACCAAUAUCUGGAAGUAAACACCAUGUCAAUUAAUCGUGGCUACAGUAGGUAAUUAGAGAAUGAUUAUUUAGACAUUCCACAAGUGAAAUAUUCCAUCAAUCACCAAGUCACUUUUGUGUAUUAGUAAUUGCAAUUAUAUAAAAACCCGCAUCUAAAAAUACGCCAAAUCAUUGUCCAUCCAGGAGAUGUCAAUAUCAUCAAAUGCAACACAACUCAAAAACUAAUUGCUACCAAGAGUGACAAUAGCAAUGUGCUUGUGUGGGAUGUCACUAAACAUAAAAAUUAACAAAAUCCCAAAGAUCCACAUGCGGGUAUUCCUGAGAUCUAUUUGAUGGGUCACUCUCAACAAGGUCAUUCAACUGCUUUGGAUUGGUCUCAUGAAUACAAACUGGGAAGUGGAGGCAAAGAUUGUAAAAUCUUAUUGUGGGAUAUCAAUGAUUAUCAGACCCGUCUAUCUACAAGUUCUAUCUUCACAAGCAAAAGAGAAUUAAACAAUAUUUGUGGCAAUGAUUCAAUUAAAUUAGAUAAAAGAACUGUACUGACUGGACAUUAAGCUGAAGUUGUUGAUAUGUCCUUCAAUAAAUUUCAAACUGAUCAAUUGGUAUCCUGUUGUUAAAAUAGACAAAUUAUAUGUUGGGAUCAAAGAAUGGAUGGAGGAAAAUGUUGGAGUCUGGAUGAAGUACAUAAGAAAGAUAUUCAUUGUGUAAGUUGGAGUCAGCAUGAUGAAAAUUACAUAGCUAGUGGUUCAUUAGAUGGAAGUGUGCAUAUUAUUGACAUUCGUAAACCUAUUGGAAUCUAAGAAUAUGUUAAGGAAGUUGAUAACCUUUCAUAAGUUUAUUCCUUGUAAUUUGGACCUGAUAGAAAUCAUUUGACAAUUGGAAGUGAAGAACUAUAUUCAGUUAAUUUCUAAACCAAAGAAACCACGUUCUGUUAUUUUGGUCACAAGUAAAUGUCUUAUUUUAAUCAUUAUCAAGAGGAAGUAUCAAUGAUUUUGAUAUUAAUGAAAAAAGUCCUUGGACUUAUGUCAGUACAUGUCAAGAACACGAAUAUUUCGGUGGAGGGUGCUUACACAUAUAUCGCUUAUUAGAUUUAGUUUAUUUAAAUGAAGAAGAAGCAUAUUAGUAAUUAAGUAAUUGA
Paramecium octaurelia is the source of this 1330-nucleotide messenger RNA. The record is from the annotation of a GenBank genome assembly. NCBI's taxonomy places the organism in Eukaryota, Ciliophora, Oligohymenophorea, Peniculida, Parameciidae.